UACCCAGAUGACCCGUUUGAUAGAAUAUGGCUAUCCGACUCAAUAAGAAAAGCAAACUACCUUGUCGAUGUUGCUGAUGGAACUGAGAAAAUAUCGACCCGAAUGCCCAUAGACGUGAGCCGAGACGAGAUGCCGCCCGAGAAAGUCAUGCAGACAGCUGUCGUGGGCCGAAACGGGUCGCUCACAUACCGCAUGAACCUUGACGGGUUUCCUGGGCCUGGUUGGGCCUUCACUUACUUUGCAGAAAUCGAGGAUUUGGGCCCGGGUGAGGCCCGAAAGUUCAGGUUGGUUCUUCCGGGGGCCCCUGAUCUCAGCAAGGCUGUAGUGAACAUUCAAGAAAAUGCGCAGGGAAAAUACCGUUUGUACGAGCCGGGUUAUUACAACAUCACGCUGCCGUUUGUUUUGUCUUUUGGAUUUGCGAGGACGUCAGAUUCUACGGCGGGCCCGCUUCUGAAUGCGAUGGAGAUAAAUAGGUAUCUGAAGAAGAGUGAUGGCUCUGCAGAUGGUGAGGAUGUGUGUGUAAUUUCUUUGAUACGUGAUGUUGAGCUGAUUGAAUUACCGAUUGCUUCAAAUACUUUUGCUAUUGCAAAC
Molecule: messenger RNA, 591 nt
Organism: Striga asiatica
Lineage: Eukaryota; Viridiplantae; Streptophyta; Magnoliopsida; Lamiales; Orobanchaceae
Source: the annotation of a GenBank genome assembly